Molecule: messenger RNA, 2483 nt
Organism: Odontomachus brunneus
Lineage: Eukaryota; Metazoa; Arthropoda; Insecta; Hymenoptera; Formicidae
Gene: Atu
Product: another transcription unit protein-like
Exons: 6
Coding region: 217-2409 (730 amino acids)
Biological process (GO): transcription elongation by RNA polymerase II; positive regulation of transcription elongation by RNA polymerase II
Cellular component (GO): nucleus; Cdc73/Paf1 complex
Molecular function (GO): RNA polymerase II C-terminal domain phosphoserine binding
Source: RefSeq, a predicted model, not a curated record
ACGCGUGCAUUGUAGUUUCGGUUUAACCGCUGGCAUGAUAAGACGUAUUUGAACAAGUUCAGACCGUUGAUUUUUGGAACCUGCUAAGGCCUUAUUUAUUCAUACCUAACAUUGUAAAUGGUGAAAGGUCCUAAAAAAUAAGGACUGUAUACCAAUUCGGAAGGAAGGAACGCGUGCAUUGUAUCUAAUUGUGUCUGCGAUAGUUGAUGAGUGAACAUGUCACCAAUGCGAGAAGUUUUGCGUGAUUCCAGCGGUGAUUCUGGAUCAGAAUCUGAUAAUGCUUCCAUUUCCUCAAGAUCGAGUCGCAGCGGUAGCCCGACAUCACAGGCUCCAAUACAGGCGUCGAACAAUGCCAGGAGUGAACAGAACUCUGAGGAUGAAAAUGGAGCACGUUCUGUCGUGUCCAACGCUAGCGGUAGAUCCUCGAGGUCCAGUAGCCAAACAGUUGAGUCGAAUAAAUUAGAUGGUAGUCGCAAGUCAGAGAGUCCAUCGAGAUCACCAUCACCAGCGAGAUCAGGUUCUAGACAUUCCAGCGUUGGCUCGGUUCAGAGUGAAAAGUCUGGCUCUCGCAGAUCCAGAAGCGCUACUCCAAAAUCAGUAGGUUCCAACAGUUCAGAGUCUCCAAAGUCUUCCAGAUCACAGUCUCCGCAUGGGAGUGUGCACUCUACAAGUUCAAAAUCACCUGCUAGUCCAAAAUCUGUCCACUCAGAACGUAGAUCACAAAAAGGAAAAUCCAAAUCUCCAGCUUCACCCGCGUCCAAUGGUUCUGGUUACGAUUCUCCAAAGAGUCGUAGAUCUAGGAGUGUUUCCUCUCAAAGAAGCAACAAAUCAACAGGCUCUAUAAGUCAGCAUUCUCCAGCAGAAAGGCGCUCGAAAUCCCCCGCAUCUGGAAAUGCAAAAUUGUUGGAUGAACCUACCGAGAGAGCAGACUCUGAAAAAUCAGAUACUAAGAGAUCACAGUCGAAAAGUCCUAAAGAUAAAAGUGAUAAUGAAUCAAACAAAUCUUUUAAACAGACAGGUGACAAUCAAAGUCCAAAAUCCGACGAAAGCGAUAACGAAAUGCGAUCGAAAAGUAAACGAAAGAGCAGCGAAUCUGGCUCGGAUACGGAGAAAAUCAAUAAACGAUCUAAAAAGAUAAUAAACUCAGAUUCCGAGAAUGAAACGGCGGACAAGGAAAACAGCAUUGCUCCAACCGCGGACGCGUUGUUCGGCGAUGCGAGUGAUAUUAGUACAGACGAUGAGAAAGAAAAGAAAGAAGAAGAAAAGGAAAAAGAAAAGAUUCAUAGGGAAAGUAGAAGUAAGAGCAAGAGUCGUAGCAGAAGCAGAAGUAGAAGCAGAAGUAGAAGUAGAAGCAGAAGCAGAAGUAGAAGUAGAAGUAGAAGUCAUAGUCGCGGAAGAUCUGAAAGUGGUGGAGAAGGUCCCAGCCAUCGGGCUCUUAUUGAAGAUGAAGAAGAUAAAGAUAAGGAAGAAGAACCAGAACUACCACCAGAAACUAGAAUUGACGUGGAAAUUCCAAAAAUCACUACUGACCUCGGACGUGAGAUUCACUUCGUUAAGUUGCCGAAUUUCUUAUCCGUGGAAACGAGACCAUUCGAUCAUGAGACUUACGAGGAUGAAAUUGACGAAGAAGAGACUCUGGACGAAGAGGGACGAGCUCGUCUGAAACUUAAAGUUGAAAACACACUGAGAUGGAAAGAGACAUUUAACGAAGAGGGCAAAGUAGUAAAAGAGAGUAACGCGAGAUUUGUCAAGUGGUCGGACGGUAGUAUGUCGUUACACUUGGGCUCUGAGAUCUUCGAUGUGUACAAACAGCCUUUACAAGGCGAUCAUAAUCAUCUCUAUAUUCGCCAAGGUACCGGUCUACAAGGUCAAGCAGUGUUCAGAACGAAAUUAACUUUCAGACCGCAUUCUACGGAAUCAUUCACACACAGAAAGAUGACCAUGUCAUUAGCUGACAGAUCGCAAAAGACCUCCGGCAUCAAAGUUCUCUCUCAAGUGGGAAUGAAUCCAGAUCAGAACAGAUAUGAAAUGAUAAAGAAAGAGGAAGAGAAGCUACGCAUGGCCAUGCGAGUCCAAAGCAAAUCUAAAAAGAGUGUUGGAGGUGUCAGGAAUACUAGCCGUACUGCAGGAGCAUAUAGUGGCGAUGCUUAUCAUGAUGACGGCUCUGAUGAUGAGGGUGCGAUUUCGUUAGCAGCCAUAAAAAAUAAAUAUAAAAAGGGAGGCGCCGCAAUUGCUAAAGCUGCUUCAAAUAUAUAUUCAUCAGAUGAAGAAGGAUCGGACUUUGAGACACUUAGGCCUAAAAAGAAUUUCAAAGGUAAAGUACUUAAAGAUUCAGACGAAGAGUCGAACUCUGAAAGUUCUUCAGAAAGCGGUGGGGAAGACAAUCAAGUUGAAAAUACAAGUGAUUGAAAUGUACAUAUAAAUAUCUGUACCUUGAAAAAAGAUCAAUAUUCACUAAUAAUAAUAAUAAUGAAGAAAGACUA